UUAGGCCAUGACCUGCCAUGAAGACAUGAACAGUUUAAGCCUGAGAAAUGUAAAAGGAAAACAAAAAUACGAAAACGGUAAAUAACGAAGAGAGAGAAAAGGGAGGCAAUCCGCCAGAACCAAAUUUUCAUAUUGCUUCUCUCUCUUCCCGUCCGAUCAGAUCGGCCGCCUUUUGUCUGUAACGCAGGCCACCGAGAAUCUUUCCUUUAUUCCGCAUAUUUUCCAUCUCUUUAAUUUGUAUGUUACGUUUAAAUUUUGAAAAUUUCUGUUCCGACCGUUGAUUAUUCGAUUUUUGCAUCCAUGGGCCGAAUUCUUGAUCUGGAUUUCGAUUAAAAGUCUCACAAAAUUUAUUGCAUUUGGGAUUUCUCGAUUCGGCCUGUUAUUUUUCUCUCUGCGAAUUGUGGCGGGGUCGCAAUUUUUGCGUUAAUUUUAUGAAAAUUUCGUGUUUCGGGAUUUUUGGUCUCAAUGGCAUCAGCUCAGGUGCUGCCAAACCCAGCCGCUUCAUCACGGAAACAAGAGCAUUUGGAAGCUGGAAAGCGCCGGCUAGAUGAGUUUCGUAGAAAGAAAGCAGCUAAGAAGGCUGCAUCUUCUAGUCAAGCUAGCAAUUCUGAUGGCCAAGAUGGAAAACAACCUUCUGAAAAUGAACAUGUACGAGCUAAUGAGGCAAACGGAGUUAGCACAUCUGAUGGAAUUGGUGGAACUGUUAAUGAUGCAUCAAUUUCAGGGAUGAGCAAUGACAAAAGCCUGAAUAUGUUUACCCAAAAUAAUAAUCAGGGUUCUGUCUCUGGCAUCACUAGUUCUGCAAAGAAUGAUCAUAAUUCUUUAUCUACUACUCUUAUGGAGACACAUGUGAAUAUGGAUGGGGUUAAUAGAUAUAAUGCUUCUGGUCUUACUGGAUCUAUAGAUUUUAGUCAAAAUGAAGAAAAUCAGGUGAAUGAUAUGUAUACAAGUCAUGCUGGCGGAGUGGCAUAUAGGACUACGUACAAUGAAAAUAUUGCUCCCAAUUCACAGGAAAGUCAGGUGUUUUAUAGUAAUACUAAUCUCUCUUCUCUUCUUGGAAUCAAUCAAAGCCAUUCAAAUAAGAGUGGCAGUUCAAUGAAUGAUCAUACAGUUGCUGAUGAUGGGUCUCACUUUUCUUCAAAAUUCUCACCUCAGAGUUCUGUUGAUACAAUACCACAGAUUAAGCCAACUAAUUCUAGCACUCUAGAUAGCAGCUACAUGCAUGGCUCACUUUAUGGAAGCUAUGGCAAUUCUUUGAGUUCUGGUUUGGAAAAGACCAUUUCAAGAUCUGAUAGUGGUUUCCCUAGUCUGCUUAGUGUAACGAUGGAAAAGUUAAAUUCUACAGGUUCUGAUGCAAGGCAUUCAUCUAAUCAUAUUCCAACCCAUUCAGUGCCUAUGGAGUCUAGUUCUAGGAAGUCUCGUCCAUCUUUUCUUGAUUCUCUAAAUGUUGCCAGACCCGAGAAAGAUUAUUUUUUCUCCAAUCAUCCAGAAUCUAGCAUCACUGGUAUAUCAGAAUCUACCUAUUUUCCUGAUCCAUCCAUGGAGACCAAAACUAUGGCACCUUUCUCAAAUUAUACACCUACAAGCUUGCAGAGUCAAUUUGAUCAUUCAACAAGCUCAAAUUUUAACAGUAAUAGUCAAGACAUUCUGAGUGGCAGUGCGAAGGAGAAAAAUGUGGAGAAGAGACAUGAGUUUUAUGCUCCUACACAAAAUGAAGACUUUUCUGCUUUGGAACAGCAUAUUGAAGAUCUGACACAAGAAAAGUUUUCUUUACAACGUGCUCUUGAGGCUUCCCGAUCAUUGGCAGAGUCAUUAGCUGCUGAAAAUUCAUCUCUAACUGAUAGCUAUAAUCAACAGAGAAGUAUUGUCAACCAAUUGAAAUCUGACAUAGAGAGGUUACAGGAAGAAAUCAAAGUUCAUCUGAUUGAACUUGAGUCUGUCAGGAAUGAAUAUACAAAUGCACAACUAGAAUGUAAUGCUGCUGAUGAACGUGCCAAGUUAUUGGCAUCUGAAGUGAUUGGUUUGGAGGAUAAGGCGCUCAAACUUAGGUCAAAUGAGCUAAAGCUUGAGAAACAAUUGGAAAAUGCACAAGCUGAAAUUACUUCCUACAGAAAGAAAAUGUCCAGCCUAGAGAAAGAUCGCCAUGAUCUGCAGUCAACAAUCAAUGCUCUUCAAGAGGAAAAGAAGCUGUUGCAGUCCAAGGUACGGAAGGCUUCUGGAAUUGGGAACUCUAUUGAAAAUUCAACUAAGAAAAAGGACGUUUCUACAUCUACAGAAGAUAUAGUGAGCACAGAUGCUGCUGCAACAUCUUCCAGUCAGGAAAUGCACGACUCUGCUACGGAUUCCUGUGGUUUAUCCUUGGUUCCUGAAGCUGCGCAUUCAACUUUUGGAGGUUUUGCGAAUAUUCCACCUGACCAGACAAGAUUGAUUGAGAACAUUAAUGCACUUAUUUCUGAGUUGGCAUUGGAGAAAGAGGAACUGCUGAAGGCCUUGGCAUCUGAAUCGUCUCAGUGUUCCAGGAUGAAGGAGUUAAACAAGGAGUUGUCCCGAAAACUUGAGGCCCAGACGCAAAGAUUGGAGUUUUUGACCGCUCAAAGUAUGGCUAGUGACCAUGUUGCAGCAAAACAACCAGACUCUCACACUACGUAUGACAAUGCCCCAUAUGCAGAUGAGGGUGAUGAGGUGGUUGAAAGGGUGUUAGGAUGGAUUAUGAAGCUGUUUCCUGGUGGGCCAGCGAAACGAAGAACCAGCAAACUUAAUUGAUACAUUUUUUGUGACUUUUCACUGUUGUCAUCUCAGCCUAUACUUGGGUAUUGUGGUAUCAACGCACGGAGCCAGUAAACUUUGAUCCAGAGUCUGCACCAAGAUGCCUUUUUGUUUCCUGUCGCCUCCUCAAUGCAGUGGAGGCCGUGACCUUGUAUAUUUUGAGUGAAGCUAUGCAUUCUUGAAGAAAGAUGAGCAUCUAUCUUUUCAGAGCUGCUUAUUGAUUGGUGAAUCCAGUUGAAUGUGUUUUGGGAAGAUAUGCAAUAAAAUCUAUUCUAUAGUUUGAUCUCUGAUUGAAUUCCAAGUUUUGUUAGCCUGAUUGUGGGGAUGCAAAAGAGAGAAUGUACCCAAAAGCCUAGGUUGAAACAGAUGUGGGAACAUUUGUCAAAUAUGCAAGUGACAUGUGCAAGACAUUGGUAUAUAAUAGAAACAUGUGUUUUGUUGCAUUUGUCA
Molecule: messenger RNA, 3216 nt
Organism: Prosopis cineraria
Lineage: Eukaryota; Viridiplantae; Streptophyta; Magnoliopsida; Fabales; Fabaceae
Product: protein BLISTER
Exons: 13
Coding region: 466-2763 (765 amino acids)
Biological process (GO): regulation of growth
Source: RefSeq, a predicted model, not a curated record